This is a messenger RNA of Somion occarium, 1947 nucleotides long. NCBI's taxonomy places the organism in Eukaryota, Fungi, Basidiomycota, Agaricomycetes, Polyporales, Cerrenaceae. The record is from the annotation of a GenBank genome assembly.
GCCUCCGGCUCAAUCCACUGACUCACCCAGGGACUCACGAGUCAUUUCAACAUGUCGAAAUUCUUUAGGUAAACUUUUCUGCAAGAUCAUGAAUUUGAAUGUUGACAAUUCGCCAACGACGUCGACGAGAUCAUCAUGAAGUUAUAGUUGGGCGCCACCCUCUUCAAGAUCUUGAAACUCCUCCAAUCAAGACCUCUGAUCAAGACCUAAGAUCUACCAUACGGUUUUUCACGAUCCCCCGGACUCGGAUAAGCAGAAACAAUGACAAUGAGUUCCGCGAAAUAGACCUUAUCCUUGCCGGUCAAAUUUACAAGGGGGGAAAUUCUAGACGCCGUGCAUCAUGCCUGCCCUUUUGGUGAAAUCCAACAGUUCCCACCUAUUCGUGGUUGAUGUAGUCAUCCGAUUUUUUUUCGCUGUGCAGAGACCUCUUCAACCACAGGUCAUUUUUUGACUUUCAUGAUGUCGCGCUGGCAGGAAGUCCUCGGUCCAGACGACUUCAGUCAAGACGUGCCGAUGAACCCAUCGAGUGGAGAUGAGCGAGGUCCGGACGACUACCGCCACCCACCACCUCCUGCACCCCGUCCAACCACGGUAGUGACUCACGGCGUUCGACGUCAGAGAGAUGAGAUGACCACUUCUCCUGACGACGAGGAUUCAGGACGCCGACAGAGAUAUUCUCCAGCAGGAUCGCAAGAUACAAACCGGCGUAGAUACGAUCCCGUCAGGCAAAAUCGAACUGAUUCAGCAACCUCCAGUCAGGCAUCCUCUUCAAAAAGCUCGUACCAACGUGUACAUUUCACGCCACAGCCGCAGAGGGCACAGUCACUGCAAAUGGUGACCCGUGUUCUGCCACCUAUAUCUGUGUCAGAGCAUAAGGUCCCUACCGCUCCUACACAUGCGACUCAAAGGAAUGGCCGCAACGUGCAUGCUUCUGUUCCAGCCCCAGUGGCUGGGUGCGGAUUGGCAGGCUCAUGUCCUGCAAUGCAUCUGCGGGCACUACAACAAGAUUCUGUCCGGCCUGCAACUUCCAGCCAUGCUUCCGAUAAUGCUAGAGGCGUUCCCAUAAGGAUGGCUGGUCCGUCGCUUACGCCACACACAGAGGCGCAACAACAGGGGACUUCCAAGCGUUUCAAUAUUCGUACUGACUUGCAAUUCGACAAGGCGAAGAACUUGAUGACUGCCACGCUGGAGUUACCUGGUCUAACAAAAUCUGACAUCAAAGUCACUCUGCAUGUUUGCCCUUUCAGCCGUAUACAACACUUGACAAUUGCUGGCACAAGCCGACCUGAGGAUGGCUCCUGGGCUUUGCGAGAGAGAAAAUAUGGUGAUUUCGGCCGUACCAUCCUGGUACCUCCCGACACCAAGCCUGACGAUAUUACUGCAGAGCUUAAGAAUGGAAUCCUCACCCUCAAGGUCCAUGGUUGUGCCUCUGAAGGCGACGAUCGCCCUAUCGAUAUUCCCAUCUUGGAUUGAAGUCUCUAAUGAGAGACCGGUAUGCUGUCAUCUUGUGAAAACUUUCUGUUGCAGGAACUGCAGCAAUCUUUACGCGUCAUCCCCAUAUCCAACCAAGCUUUCUGCAUGACACAUACCCUAGUUGUCAAUAAUCCUGCCGCUGUGCUAUCUUUGCUUUCGUUGUUGCUCUCUCGCUUUGUCUGCUCACACAAAACCGUCUACAAGGCCUGCUUCUCGUGUAAUGUUAUGUGUACCCACGCGCGUUGCUGUAUCUGCCUCCCUUUACCGAUUAACAGUCACCUCUUCGGUUUACUUGGUCAGCACUUAUUAUUACGGCAUGUCUACCCUGGCUUCUGAUGUCUGCAUAGCUACACGCUUUGACUUACUAUGUGAUCACCAAUAUAUGUCAUGCUAUCCUAAAGUUUGCUGUUAAUAUGCAGUUCUGCGCUCUGCGAUGGUAUGAAACCACAUCUCUUCCAAUAAUUCACCCACGCG